AAUAAAAAAAAACGGCUUUACGUGUUUGCGCAUGUUCGGUGAAAUCAGCAACGAAAAAAAAAAACAUGUUUUUGUUUUCGUGUUUGAUCAUCGUUUUGCUUCGAUCUAAAUGGGAUUGAGUGAAUUAGUAGUUUCGUGAAAAACUUUGCGAAUGGCUCAUAUUUAGAUAGCAAGUGGUUCAAGUUUUUGUUAUAAUUUUCGUUGUUUCCUUUCUUACUUGUACGCACUUGUAUUUACUCAAACAAAUGGAACGAAUCCAAGCAGUAGAUUGGCAGUCGCUGGACGAUUUAAUCAUGGAAACAAUAUUCGAAUUUUUGCCAAUUCGUGAUCGGUUCAACGCAAGCUUGGUAUGCCGUCGUUGGGCAUCAUGUUUUGACUUGCCGAAGGUCUGGCGAAAGGUUAUUAUCGACGGACACUGGCUGACAAAAACUGUUUGCAACGAUGAGGACAAGGUUCGUUGUUCCGAUCGUGUUCUGGACUAUGAACGAGCACUAAAUUGCUUACAGCGUAUCGGGCCACAUAUACGAAGUGUCAACAUUUGCCAACUGCAAGACUUUGUCAGUUUGUAUCAGCUCUUUGUAUUGUUUGAAUCAUAUUUUGUCAAGAUGCAGAAUUCAUCGCCAAAUAUUCGACAAUUUGCAUUCAAUUUCCCCUGUGAUCAACCACUCGAAAUUAAUCCGAAUGGAAUAAAACUCUUUGGCAUUGGAGGUCAGGUGAUCGGUAGUUUUAGAAAAUUGUUACCAAAAAUGCAAAAACUAUGCCAGCUCGAGCUGGUCGAUUUGGUACUGGAGAGAUAUGAAGCUAACAAAUUACUGGAUCAGAUGAGCAUCAGUUUGAGCCAUUCACUAAAGUUACUCUCAGCUGUUAAUUUGACAAAUUUCCAUUGCCCGCUCCAGCAAAUCGCUAUGAUGUCUAAUUUAGAGAUAUUGAAACUAUCCCCACAAAAUAUUGAUGAUUCCAUGCUUCAUCUCAUAGUUGAAUCAAAUUUGAAACACUUGCAUAUUGUACAAAAUGAAAAUACACCAAAAACUGUGAUGCCAUGCAGCGCCAAAGCAUGGACACAUUUUAAACAGCAUGCAAGCGAACAUUUGCAAGUUCAUCUGGAGGCUAUCUCAAAAUAUACAAACGGAUGCGAUCUAUUGAUACAGCCUGAAGCUCCCGUUCAUUCCAUCACAUGCAAAAAUGCCAAGAGAGGCGUAAUCAAUAAAAUCAUUGGAAAUUAUGGAAGCAGCGUCGUGAUUUAUAGUGAUCAAAGCUCAACACUUGGUGAUAUCGAUCUCAUUGAGAUUGUGUCAGGAUGUAACCAUUUGUCUACCUUGAAAAUCUUGAGACCGAUAACAACUGCCGCUUUGCUUGUGUUGGCUGCAAUGAGUGAAAAUUUGCAAGAAAUUUCGCUGAAUAAAUCGAGUGCCAUCGUGAAGCAUGACGAUUGGAUAAAGGAGUUCUGCUUGAAUAACGGCUUGGAUCAUGCGAGUAUACAAGAAAAUUGUGUGUCUUUAAAUAGUGUUGAACAUGUAAUUUCAAAGCAAUUUUCGAAACCAUGGCGAUUUCUAAUCUAAAAUGUU
Molecule: messenger RNA, 1565 nt
Organism: Sitodiplosis mosellana (orange wheat blossom midge)
Lineage: Eukaryota; Metazoa; Arthropoda; Insecta; Diptera; Cecidomyiidae
Product: F-box only protein 39
Exons: 7
Coding region: 246-1559 (437 amino acids)
Molecular function (GO): protein binding
Source: RefSeq, a predicted model, not a curated record